Caenorhabditis sp. 36 PRJEB53466 is the source of this 1443-nucleotide messenger RNA. The record is from the annotation of a GenBank genome assembly. Lineage: Eukaryota; Metazoa; Nematoda; Chromadorea; Rhabditida; Rhabditidae.
AUGAACAAAGUGGUGACGUGCGGAACAGUGGCGGCGGUGCUCCGUGGCGAGUAUCUGGUGGCUCGCGAGAUUGUGAAAGUGGCUCAGCCCGAGUGGUCCGACAAUAAACGACGUCUGUUCACCGUCCGCAUCGUCUCGUUCACCCACGCACUCGUCUCGGCGCUCGGAUGCAUUUUCAGGUACGAUUCCCGCUCGAAAUGCGUCAAUUUUCAUAAAACUUUUGAACAUCCAGCUUUUCUAGCCUUUUUCUCGGACUUUGUCAUGAAGAAAUUCAUUCCAAACGUGUCAAUUUUCCUCAAAACUGCCUUGCUUCUCUUUUUUUCUCGGCUCCUCAUCGUCGACAGACACAAAAAUGGCAUGUUUCGUGAUAAGACUAGACGGAAAAAAAUGGCAACACUCGCUGCUUGAAACGCCGAGCAAACAGUUGCGCCGUUUUUGGAGCAGCAGCAGCAGCAGCAGCAGCCGCACACAUUUCGAGCUUGAACGACAAAGAGUCCAAUUUUUCUUUCGAGUUCUCCAUGAGCUUUACAAAAAGUGACGCUGACGUCAAAAACGUGCAACUCAACACCAGAAUUACGUCAAUUUCAAGGGAAAACGCUAUUUUUCGACGAGAAAGUGUUUUGAGUGGAGUAGUAAAUUGACGGUUUCUAUAGUGAUUCGGAGAAAAAUUAAGCGGAUUUUUAGUGUCGAACUUGCAGCCUACUGACGGACAUCAAUUAUGUGCGCGAGCCGUACGACUACCACAAGGCGAACGCAGAGUACGUGUUCCUCUUCUCGAUGGGCUACUUCAUCUACGACCUCGUCGACAUGUGGAUCCACGGCGAACUCGAGAGCUCGAAGGAGUACCUCGUGCACCACUCGCUCGUCAUCACCGCCUUCUCGAUCAUCCUCUCGACGGGCCGUCUCUUUGGCCUGGCGAUGAUCGCGUUGCUCGUCGAGGUGCAGACUGUCUUUCUGCACUUGCGCACCAUGGUGCGGCUCGUUUAUGGGGCCAAGAAGCAGUCGGAAGUGAUGGACGCGCUCAUCAAUGCCAACAUGAUUUGCUUGUUUUUGUUCAGGUACGGUUCUGUUGUGAUCUUGUCAAAAAUUGAUGCUUCUUUCUUUCCAGACACUUGCCCGUGUGUUUUCUGCUCUUUUACCUACUCGUUUUGGACUCGAAAGUGCCGCUUUUGCUCAAACUCUUUCUGGUCGGCGGUUUGACGUUUCUCGAGUAUCACAAUACCCAUUUGACGGUUCGUUUUUGCAUAAAAGAUUGGCGUUUUUUUAAAGUGAAUUUCACAGAUUGCCAUGGCCAAAUCGGACGGUUUUUUCGGUCACGAACGACAGGCACUCGACGAGGACAGCUGCGAUCCGCUGGGAUCGGUGAAGAAGGAGAAGGAGGCGGCGAGAUCGGAACGAUCGGACCGCAGAUCGGCGAGAUCGGACGCGAACAAGGCGGAAUAG